Molecule: messenger RNA, 1893 nt
Organism: Aspergillus homomorphus CBS 101889
Lineage: Eukaryota; Fungi; Ascomycota; Eurotiomycetes; Eurotiales; Aspergillaceae
Exons: 6
Coding region: 1-1893 (630 amino acids)
Source: RefSeq, a predicted model, not a curated record
AUGUCCUACCAAGAUCUCCUCACCUUAGCCCUAUACUCGAGCCUGAGGCACCAAAAUGCGGCUUUCCUCCUCAAAUGUACAGCAGCACUCGGUGCACUGCUCUUGUUGACACCACUGCUGGUUCUACUCUUCAUGCUCCUGCGCCUUUUUUUUGUAUCGCACAAAUUGGUAUCGCUGUCCGAUGAGCCCCAAACUAUCCUGGGCAAGCCCCUCCUGUUCCCCAUGCAACUCAGCCAUGUGCGCUUCAACCCAAUCAAGGAUCAGUUCACCAACAGAUUCCUCAUGGUCGGCGUGCCGGUCGGGCUGCGCUGUCGCUUUGGUAACCUACUUGCUAUCGACGACAAACGGUUGACACUUAAGGACUCGACGCUGGACGGACCAUCGUGGAAGUCAUUCCUUGCGCAGGCUACGUGCUGGCUCACGAUCGAUGGGGAGCGGUACCUCCAUCGAGGGGAUCAGGAUCUCGACUUGCGGGCCAAGUUGGAUCGGUAUCUGCAGAAAGAGAACGAAGACCCUUCCCAGUGGCCGUACGCGUACAUGCUCAGCGUCCCGCGCUUCUUCUGGUGGUCGCGCAGCGUAGUAACGUGGUGGUAUCUGUACAACGCGGAGCGCGAGCUCGACGCAGUCAUCAUGGAGAUCAAUAACUCCUACGACGAGAAACGCAACUACUUCUUCCGUGUCGAACGCGGCGAGAACACGAUCCCUGCUGCGGAGACGGAUGAUGCCGCGGAAAAGCGAUUCCUGGACGACAGCUACAAGGUCCGGACCAUGUCCUCCAAGCCGACGUCCACAUUCUACAAGGGUACCUGGCAGAAGUUCAUCUUCGCGUCUCCGUUCGAGAAAGUGGAUGGUGCGAUCGCGAAUCGCUUCAUGGAUCUCGCGCAUGAGUCCGCCUGGAAGCCGAACGCUACCUUGCUGAACACGAACACGCUGAGUCCGGCGGGAAAGGUCAAGAUGAUUACCAGGAUGACCAGCUGCGGGCCACCGCUGGAUCCGUCGCAGAUGACGGUCAGCGAUACGGCCUUGCGCAUCCGCUUCCGGGGUCUGAUGAAGAUGAUGGAUAAGACGCCAGUGCGUAGUGGAAGCAUUGGGCGUCACCCGACUAAGACAGAGAGAAAACUUGAGCCCUUCUUCCGCGCCUAUCUGUCCCAUUGUGUAUCCGUCUAUCCAGACCCGGUCGAGCUCGUCUACAUCCCCUGUCGGGCUUUCUCGGACGAGACAAUCCGCAUGAAGUCUCCUUCAUGCAUCAUCGACGGUGGAGCGGUACGAACUGUGACGAUCGAGGUUCUCGAUCCCUCUUUCUACACCCGAAUCGUUGACUACCUGACUGCGUGGGAGGGUCUACCCACCGAGAUGAAAGCAACCGACCAAGAAGCCGACAGGAUCUCUCAUAACAUUGCCGUCUCCGACCCCGCUUUGCUCCAAACGCUUGUCAAUUUCCACCCUUCGCAGAAAACCGAGGAACAAGCAGCCACGGAUGGAUUUGCCAUUCUCCGAUGGUGUCGCUGGAGAUCCAGGCCAAGCUUCAUGGAUACAUUCGUGGCGAACACACAGACACCGUCUACGCACAGAGUGUACUCGGCCCUAGUAGCGCGGUAUCUCCUUGCCCAGCAAUUUGCAUUUGACUCGCCGGUCCUUCUUACAGUUUUUCAUAUGUUUGGAGGCUUGGUACUUCGAUCGGGAGUACUAGAAAUCACAUUCCAGAACAGAAAGACCGAUGGAACCCCUAUGGAGAACGCAGUCCAGACUCUGGCGAGUGUGGCUGUUUACUUCGUCACGAUGCGGGUAUUGUCUUCGCGUAUAACUGCCGUUUUCCAGAAGCACUCCAGCCACAGUGGAUCUGGCCCCGUCGGUCUCGACCGCACCUGUGGAACAAGAACGAGAAGGUUGUGA